UAGGGUAUAUUUAUAUACCUAGCAAUUACCAGCUCAUACCUCUCAUCAUUCAUAUCUACCAAUCCCUAAACCCUUUAAUUGUCUACCAGUACCUAGAUCUUCUCCAACAUGCCUACGCCUCUCCGCCCCGGAGCUUACGCUCCAACCAUGACCUUCUUCACCGAGUCCGAAGAGCUGGACAUCCCGACCAUCCGCAAACACGCCGUGCGCCUGGCCAAAGCCGGGCUUGUCGGCCUGGUGACCAUGGGCUCCAACGGCGAGGCGGUGCACCUGACGCGCGCCGAGCGCCAGACGGUCACGCGCGAAACACGUGCCGCCCUCGACGAGGCCGGCUUCACGGCCGUCCCCGUGAUCGUCGGGUCUUCGGAGCAGAGCAUCCGAGGCACCAUCGAGUUGUGCCGUGAGUCCGCCGCGGCAGGAGGCGAAUACGCCCUGGUCGUGCCCCCCAGCUACUACCGCUACGCCACGGGCAACGACGAGACCCUGUACGAGUAUUUCACCGCCGUCGCCGACGGCUCGCCCAUCCCGCUGAUCCUGUACAACUACCCGGGCGCCGUGGCGGGCAUCGACAUGGACUCCGACCUGAUCAUUCGCAUCUCGCAGCACCCGAACAUUGUCGGUACAAAGUUCACCUGUGCGAACACCGGGAAACUCACCCGUGUCGCUCGUGCUUUGAACGCCGUCACCCCCGUCUCGCCGUUAGCCCCUACCUCUUCUUCCGAUACUAGUACCUCUGGAUACGUCGCUUUUGGAGGAAUCGCGGAUUUCACCCUCCAGACUCUUGUUUCGGGCGGUUCCGCCAUUCUCGCCGGCGGAGCAAACGUCCUCCCCCGGCUGUGUGUGCAGAUCUUCACCCUCUGGAGCGAGGGCAAGAUCGCCGAAGCCAUUGAGGCUCAGAAACUCCUCAGCCAGGCGGACUGGGUGCUUACCAAGGCGGCCAUCCCGGGCACCAAGAGUGCGAUCCACAGUUAUUACGGGUACGGUGGCUUUCCGAGACGGCCGUUGGGAAGAUUGACCGAGGAGCAGGUCAAGGCUGUGGCGAGUGGGAUCGAGAAGGCAAUGGAGGUGGAGAGGUCGUUGCCGGAUGCUUUUUAAUACCUACUAUAACUAUUAGUAUAUACGAUGUUCAUAUCGCUCUCUUCUACGU
Molecule: messenger RNA, 1147 nt
Organism: Penicilliopsis zonata CBS 506.65
Lineage: Eukaryota; Fungi; Ascomycota; Eurotiomycetes; Eurotiales; Aspergillaceae
Exons: 1
Coding region: 109-1095 (328 amino acids)
Molecular function (GO): 4-hydroxy-tetrahydrodipicolinate synthase activity
Source: RefSeq, a predicted model, not a curated record